Messenger RNA from Quercus robur (English oak), 1200 nucleotides. RefSeq lists its product as uncharacterized. The record is from RefSeq and is a predicted model, not a curated record. The transcript has a single exon. Bases 1 to 1200 code for a protein of 399 amino acids. NCBI's taxonomy places the organism in Eukaryota, Viridiplantae, Streptophyta, Magnoliopsida, Fagales, Fagaceae.
AUGAUAGAUGAUGUCAACAAACCUUUAUAUGCUGGUUGUAUGAAAUUUAGCAUAUUCUCAGCCAUCGUUGUGCUGUUCCAAUUGAAGACUCUUUGUCUUUGGAUGAACAAGUUAUUUACUAUGUUGCUUCAAGUCCUGAUGGAUAUGCUUCCUUCAGAUGCUAAGUUGCCAAAGGACCAUUAUGAGGCUAAGAAGAUAGUCCGAGAUUUGGGUUUCGGUUAUGAAAAGAUUCAUGCUUGUCCGGAUGAUUGUAUGCUAUUUUGGAAGGAGAAUGUUAACCUCGAGGCGUGUCCUUGUUGUAAAAAAAGUAGGUGGAAAAAGAAUGAGGCAUCCGUUACAGGUAAUAAUGCCUCAUCCAGUAAGGGAAAGAAGAAAGCUGCAAAGAUCCUACGAUGGUUCCCCUUAAAGCCAAGAUUGCAGCAACUGUUUUUGUCACCCGACCUGGCUAGUUCUAUGAAAUGGCAUGUUAAUGGUCGUACAGAUGACAGGGCCAUGCGGCAACCUACUGACUCAGAUGCAUGGAAAAUGUUUGACACCACGCAUUUACAGUUCUUGUCUGAGCCUCGUAAUGUCAGACUUGGAUUAGUUGUAGAUGGGUUCAACCCCUUUGGAAUUAUGAGUUCUACUCACAGCACUUGGCCUGUCAUGCUAGUCCCUUACGAUCUCCCGCCUUGGUUGUGCAUGAAACAGUCAUCCUUGAUUCUAUCACUACUUAUUCCUGGUCCUACAUCACCAGGGAUUGCGAUAGAUGUAUACUUGCAACCUUUAGUAGAAGAACUGAGGGAAUUAUGGGAUGUUGGAGUAGAAGCAUUUGAUGCAUCUUCAAAAUAUGUAUUCCAAUUGUGUGCAGCAUUGAUGUGGACCAUACAUGAUUUUCCUGCAUACAUAGAUGUGUCAGGUUGGAGAACGAAGGGUAAGUUUGUGUGUCCUUGUUGUGCCUCGGACACCGAUUCUCGAUAUUUACAACAUGGCCACAAAUUCUAUUACAUGGGACAUAGGCGAUGGUUGGAUAGUGACCAUGAAUUUCAGGAUGAAGAUACGUUAUUUGAUGGAUCUAUUGAUAUGCAAAUGGCUCCUGUGGCACCAGUUGCGUCAGACAUACUUGUGGAUACUGAAAGAAUAGUUGGACGUUGUCUGGGGAAGAAAUGUCAACUUCUUUAUAACAAAAGAAAGAGAGGUGAGGCAAACCAGUGUGGUUGA